UGCGAAUUGUUCACAGUGGUUUUUGGGAUGGGAAUGUGUACAAAAAUGGAGAAACGGAAAUGAAUUUUUUAUGUCUUAAGACGUCAUCAUACGAAACUUUCAUGAAUAGGGUUCAUGACAUUGUUCGUGGAGAUAGAAACAUGUGCGACUAUCGAUUUCACUUUUUAGUGGCCGGUGAUAACGGAGAGGUAGAGAAGUGGCGUAUCUCUUGUGAAUCAGAUAUGCGAAAUGUGUCUGCCAUGUUCACAACACCUACCAUCUAUGUCACAUUACAGCCGAAACAUACUCCAAGUCCGUAUACUCAGGCGAGUGUACCAAUGUACCCUUCGUAUGGCUAUCCAGGUGGGUUUAUGAAUUUAUUUGCUGCUCAGGGCCCACCUCUCUAUCCAUAUGGUGCU
Messenger RNA from Striga hermonthica, 398 nucleotides. Lineage: Eukaryota; Viridiplantae; Streptophyta; Magnoliopsida; Lamiales; Orobanchaceae. The record is from the annotation of a GenBank genome assembly.